Messenger RNA from Umbelopsis ramanniana AG, 595 nucleotides. RefSeq lists its product as uncharacterized. The annotation marks the transcript as partial. The transcript has 4 exons. Gene Ontology annotation, molecular function: acetyltransferase activity; lipoic acid binding. The record is from RefSeq and is a predicted model, not a curated record. NCBI's taxonomy places the organism in Eukaryota, Fungi, Mucoromycota, Umbelopsidomycetes, Umbelopsidales, Umbelopsidaceae. Gene Ontology annotation, cellular component: cytoplasm; mitochondrion.
AUGCUCAAGUUCUCGUCUACAGUUGCUCGCCAGGGAAUCAGUCGCGUUCCGCGUCACUUGCUUGCUAGAAAAUCAAGCAUAGCCACGAAAUUACUGCAUACUAGCUCAAAGCCUGCUCGUUGGACACGGCCGGCUUUAUAUAAUACUUUAUCACCCCCCACUCUACGAAACGAGUUUCAUUCUGCGGUUGCAGCUCAGGUCAUCAAGCCAUUUUUGUUAGCCGACAUCGGUGAAGGUAUUACCGAAUGUGAGGUUGUGCAAUGGUUUGUAGAACCAGGUACCGAUGUUUUGGAGUUUGACAAGAUCUGUGAGGUUCAGUCUGAUAAGGCGUCUGUGGAGAUUACAUCACGAUAUUCCGGUGUGAUCAAAAAGCUGCAUUACCAAGCCAAUGACAUGGCUCGUGUCGGCCAACCUUUGGUCGACAUUGACGUGGAUGAAGGCGAUGCUAUGGCUGUAGAAGGUGAUAAACCACCCCAAUCUGAGCCUGUGCCAACGACUCCUCCCACCUCUACUCCUGAAUCACCACAACCUGUCACUCCGUCCACCCCACCAUCAAAAGAUGCUAGCAUUCUCAGUUUGGCUACACCUGCUGUAC